ACAACGACUGGAUUGUCUAUAGACCACACGGAAAGCCAAUCUGGCACGUCAACGACACAGAGCAUGAAGCCAUCCGCAACGGUGACACAAUCCGUCUGGUUCACAAAGGUACUGGUUCUAACUUGCACUCACACCAAGUGGAAGCACCUUUGAACAAACUGGAUUACGAAGUGUCAGGUUACGGUAACUUGACCAUCGGGGACUUGAAGGAUCACUGGGUCGUUGAAAUCAUUAAGGAUGACGGUAACGAGGACAAAAACUUGAUCCAUCCAAUCACUACUCAUGUUCGUUUCAGACACGCGGUCUUGAACUGUUACUUGGCUCAAAGUAAUGAGCAUCUACCAGAAUGGGGUUUUAGCCAAGCUGAAGUC
Molecule: messenger RNA, 371 nt
Organism: Ogataea philodendri
Lineage: Eukaryota; Fungi; Ascomycota; Pichiomycetes; Pichiales; Pichiaceae
Exons: 1
Biological process (GO): protein O-linked glycosylation via mannose
Cellular component (GO): endoplasmic reticulum
Molecular function (GO): dolichyl-phosphate-mannose-protein mannosyltransferase activity
Source: RefSeq, a predicted model, not a curated record